AUGCGUACAUAUGACAACGAUGCCCGCGUCCCCACGCCGUCGACGUCUGAUCGCUCGGACGUCGUUCGUUGGAGUACCACUUCUUUACCGAGAGACUCGACCGAAAAGAACUCGAUCGGCGUCCCGCUCUCCGUCGUCGUGCGCCCGCUCUCCGCCAACGCGGCGUGCGCGCGCAUCACCGACGCUCGGAAGCCUGAUCGAAUCGCUCGGUGCACGUCGUGUUUCGGAUACGUGAGCGCGUAUUGCGUCGUCGACCACAGAGGGUUCGCGUGCGGGACGUGCGCGUCGUACACGCCUUGGAGAGAUGCGUCAAGAGGGAAGCGGUACGCCCGUGGAUUGGCGUCGAUUCAAGAUUUACCGGAGAUACGAAGCGAGACAUACGAGUUUGACGUCGCUGUGGAGGAGAUAUCGCUCGGUGGGGGCGAUGCGGCGGAGACGGAGGUGCUGGAGGAGAACGAUUGGCGACGGCGAGCGGUUAGAAAUGAAGCAAACGGAAUGCGGAUGUCAAACGGUCGAGCCGUCGUGGCCGUAGUCGAUCUGAACGAAGCAGACGAAGAGUAUUGUGAGUUGCUUAAGUUGGCUCUGUCGAGCGCGAUGGAGGCGCUGGAUGGGGAGGACGCACGAUUCGCCGUGGUCACGUUUCGAGGCGAAGUCUUAGAGGCGAUCAGUUUCCGUGACCUCGAAUGCGGUGACGGUCAUACAGAAAGGGUGAGCUUGACUUUCUUCGACUCCAAUCCGAAUCCGAGAAAGCACGGGUUCAUUCGUUCCGUUCGAGACGUCGUGUCGGGGAUUGAGGACGUUUUGACCAAGCUCACACCGGAUCGCAAGAGCGUCAUAGAGCAAGCAAUUGAAACUCUCAUCGUCAGCGACGAGAACAGCGUAUCGGAGCGAAUUUUCGGUCCAGUACUGGAAGAGACGUUAUCGGUCGUAGAACAGGCGAUUGAUGAGGGUCUGAUAUCGAGCGCAAGGAUUCUUACGUUUCUUCGAGGUGGCCCCAGUCGCGGCGUUGGAAGCUGUGACAUCAGUCGACUUCCCAAAUCAGUGGCAGACGUCUUGAUUCGAGAAUCAGCCGCUAAACCGACGUUGGAGGAUUUUGAGUUCGCUUCUCGCGAGGCGGAGGCACUGAUGUUCCCGGCGCACGACUACUACGAGAGCGUCGGCGAACGUUGCUUAUUGCUCGGCGUCGAAGUGGAUGUCAUCAUGACGUGCGACGAGUUCGCGGAUUUAAGCACUCUGGCGCCUCUGGCUGAGAAAAGCGGGGGUAAUGUCUCACUGUAUCUAAACUCUCGGAAAAUUCCCAUCGUGGGCGAUGUCUAUCGCUUGCUUCGACACGAGAAGGCGAUAAACGCGACUUUGCGCGUGCGCACGACAGCGGAUUUAGAAAUCGCCAAUGCUUACGGUGCUUUGCACGCCGACAAGGCCUAUUCAGGGUUGUUCCACAUCGCUUCGUGUGGAUUGAACGAUGCAUUUUGUUUCGAUUUCGAUUAUUCCACGAGUGCAGGUCUUGAGGAAGAUCUCAACCGUGGUCAUCCAAAGAUUCAGGUGGCGUUCGAGUACACGUGCAUCACGCGAGAUGUUGAUGAACACACAGGCGCCAUAGUCGCCGUUCAGCGGCGGCGCCGCCGGCGUAUCCACACGUGUCGCGCGAACAUCGCCAAAAACCCGCGAGAUGUGUAUCGACACGUGGACGUCAACGCGAUGAUGUGCGUGCUGGCGCGCCAAACAUCUCUCAUGGCGUGCGAGGAAGGCUUGACCGAGGCGAGGCGGGCGCUGGUGGACUGGUUUCUAGAGUUCGACGCAAAUGCCAAACGUGAGAACACGUCCUGGCCUGAGCUUGGAUCUGAGAUCGUUCCACGUCUGGUAUAUGGGCUUUUAGCAUCCAAGGUCUUUUAUCCCAUCGGAGCACGCCCUGAUGAGCGGACGUUUGCGAGACUGCGGAUGAUGCGUCUCAACGCCGACGACAGCGCGAGGAUGAUGUAUCCGGAUUUAAGAGCGUUCGUCGAGAAGAACGGCGUUGGCGGCAACGAAAACGACGAUGUUUAUCACAUAGAUCGGCGCUCGACGAUGUUUGCGAGAGGUCGACUUCACCUUCGUCGAGAGUCACUCGGCGAGACGAACGGUGGGAUUCUCUUCUUACGCUCCGCCGACGAGCUCGUCGUCAUUUACCACGACGCAGAAUCGUGCCCACCGCCGUUCGGCGGACCACUCGAUCGAGAAAUUCGUCGUAUUUGUGACUCACAAACGCUCGCCAUGAAGAUCACAUACGUUCGUCUGGGUUUGGACGAUCCUGCGCCUGCAGAUGCACUCCUGUUUGAACACGCUGAGAGUGAGUUCACAACCAUGGGCGCUGGGCUCGAAGGUUUCGACGCGUUUCGACAGUUCUGUCGUCUCCAGAUGGACAAGACGGGACAAAUAGCUUGA
Molecule: messenger RNA, 2421 nt
Organism: Ostreococcus tauri
Lineage: Eukaryota; Viridiplantae; Chlorophyta; Mamiellophyceae; Mamiellales; Bathycoccaceae
Product: von Willebrand factor, type A
Exons: 1
Coding region: 1-2421 (806 amino acids)
Biological process (GO): COPII-coated vesicle cargo loading; endoplasmic reticulum to Golgi vesicle-mediated transport; intracellular protein transport
Cellular component (GO): endoplasmic reticulum exit site; COPII vesicle coat
Molecular function (GO): zinc ion binding; SNARE binding
Source: RefSeq, a predicted model, not a curated record